Clupea harengus (Atlantic herring) is the source of this 420-nucleotide messenger RNA. RefSeq names its product relaxin-3-like (gene rln3a). Lineage: Eukaryota; Metazoa; Chordata; Actinopteri; Clupeiformes; Clupeidae. Bases 1 to 420 code for a protein of 139 amino acids. The transcript has 2 exons. The record is from RefSeq and is a predicted model, not a curated record. Gene Ontology annotation, molecular function: G protein-coupled receptor binding; hormone activity. Gene Ontology annotation, cellular component: extracellular region.
AUGUGGAAGGCGGUGGUUCUGGUUCUGGCCGGGUGCCUGCUGGCGUGUGGCUCUCGGGCCAUGGAGGGCCCCACGUACGGCGUGAAGCUGUGCGGUCGGGAGUUCAUCCGCGCCGUCAUCUUCACCUGCGGGGGAUCCCGCUGGAGACGGUCCCUCAGGAGCACAGGUGAGACGCUUGCUUCCUCUCCGCUGGUCCAGGGCGGCGUGGCAGAGGGGGCGGGGCCUCAGGAGGGCCUGUCACGGGAGUGGUCGAGACUGCAGGGGGGCGUGUUCUCCCGGCCCGUCCGCUCCCUAAUCACCAAUGACAUCCUGGAGGCGCUGCGCACGUCAGACAGGAAGGGGCGGGACGUGGUGGUGGGCCUGUCCAAUGCCUGCUGCAAGUGGGGAUGCAGCAAGAGUGAGAUCAGCUCUCUGUGCUGA